Molecule: messenger RNA, 1833 nt
Organism: Dendroctonus ponderosae (mountain pine beetle)
Lineage: Eukaryota; Metazoa; Arthropoda; Insecta; Coleoptera; Curculionidae
Exons: 2
Coding region: 119-1795 (558 amino acids)
Biological process (GO): outer dynein arm assembly; cilium movement
Cellular component (GO): cilium
Source: RefSeq, a predicted model, not a curated record
GGACCGUUAACUAGGCAGCAAUUAACCAAGCAAAUCUCUAGCCGGUUGACGUGCAGCCCUUUUGACUUUAACGUUUUAUCAAUAUUUUAUCUAGUAUUUUUUAUCCUAAACAGGCAAGAUGAACGCAAACAACAUGCUUUCCGCUAACAAAGUCAAACAGCACGGAAUGACGUCCAACCGAUGGACCACAAAAGACAAAAUUACUCAGUACAAAGGCCUGAUUAAGCUGUACACUCGCGACCGGAAAAUUAUGGAAGUGGACACCGGUGUGGCUGAAAAGAAGCAAAUCAGGGAGCUGAAGAAGAUGCAAAAGGAAAUCGAGCAGAACAGAAAAGAUCUGGAUAAUGCCAUCCGUGGCGACAAGCAGAAGUUGAGAAAUACGUUGUCGGAUCACCGGGAAAUGCAGCUGGCUUAUCAAAACUCCCAGCCACAAAAGGUGAUUGAAAUGGUGGAGCAAGUUAACUUCAACAAGAGAAAAUCGCGGGAUCUUCUACAGUACAAAAAGAAGCUCAAAACCCAAGAGCUGAUCGACUUGAAGCUGAAAUACGCUGAGCUGGAAGACAUCCUGCGAUUUGAAGGCCUAAGCUGGGCCAGCAUGUUGCCCUGCGAAAGACAAGCUCACAUUAUCACUGGAAAAGUGCAGGAUGCGAUUUUAAAAAAGGAAGCAGCCAUUGUAAUCAGACACUCCUAUAAAGAAAUGAUUGCCAUUAUGAAAAAGGACGCUCUAUAUUUCGAUGCAAUACUAGAAGCCAUUCGAAAUGACGGUUUAAGUCAGGGCAAGUGCAUGAUAAAUGCGACCAAACUAGGACAACUUGCCACCGAAUAUCUGGACGAUCGUCGCCAGGAGUUUCAACAUCUUGAAAAAAUCAUCAAGCACGAUUUGACCUCUCGAAAGCACGACUUGGAAAGCGUUAGCCAAAGAGUGCAAAGCUUCGGAGCAAACGUGAAAGAUCUUCUUAGAAGAGACAGCGACAUUAAUCUGGGAAAAGUCCAACUGCACCCUUCGGAAAGCUUCUUGGAGCUCCAAAGUAACAUAAGAGACGUGGAAACGACAUUAACGUACUUAAAAAAUGCAAUUUUCGUCCCGAAUCUGGAGGCAAUAUAUCCGUGUCUUCAGGAGCAGCUGGCUCAGAAAGAACGUCUCACUGCCAUGGUGGACAAGUGCGAAGCAAACCGAAACGAGCUACUGAAGAAAACCAGCCACGCCGCUAUUAUUCAAUCAGAAAUGGAGUUUACAAUGAUUGAAACUACAUCUCAGUAUAAACAAACCAAAAAAGAGCACUUGCAAGAAAUUGAGGACCAGACCGAACAUAUUCGACAGCUGAACAAAUCCAUUGAAAGCAGGCAUAACUUGAUGGCCAAAAUUCGCAUCUCCCUGAAACACCUACAACUGUUGUCUACACUGCUCUCAUACAAUGGGAAACCGUCUGCGAAAAAGAUCAAAUACUUGGAGCAAGGUUUGCCCCCGAUACCAGAUGAAGAGGAAAUUGAUGGUUCGAAGAUAAUACCGGAUUUGGUAAAGAAGUUCAGCAAGCUGGCUCAAAGCUCCAAAGAUUUGCUGAAAGGAAGUGAGCGAGACGAGGCUUACAAACUAUUUGAGCACCUGAUGUAUCAAUCAACCAAGACUAUCAAAGAAUUCCAGGCAAUUAGCGAAGAGUCUUUAAUAGAAACAGUUUUUAUCGACCCCCAUGUGCUGUCCAGGGACGAUAUUAAAAAGCAAAGCGAGGAAAUUGUCCUAGCAAAUCAAGUGACUGAUGAUCUGAUGCCAGACCAAAAAAAGAAAAAAAGUUAUUGAGUUUUUUCUCGUACUUAUAUAGAUUAUUUUUGAAAAUA